Chelonia mydas (Green sea turtle) is the source of this 4608-nucleotide messenger RNA. It is a transcript of the gene KCTD1, whose product is annotated as potassium channel tetramerization domain containing 1. Gene Ontology annotation, cellular component: nucleus. The transcript is spliced from 5 exons. NCBI's taxonomy places the organism in Eukaryota, Metazoa, Chordata, Testudines, Cheloniidae. The record is from RefSeq and is a predicted model, not a curated record. Gene Ontology annotation, molecular function: transcription corepressor activity; transcription factor binding. Gene Ontology annotation, biological process: negative regulation of DNA-templated transcription; protein homooligomerization. Bases 318 to 2933 code for a protein of 871 amino acids.
ACUUAGAGCCCGCGGGCUGGCCGGCAGGGAGUGAGGGUAAGUAGCUCCCGCAGCCUGGGCGCUGAGGCCGGCGGUCGCUCCGCUGGCGUCCCCCCCUACCGCGCACCGCCGCCUGCCUCUCCGCCCUCCCCCUGCCGCGCUCUCCCUUCCCUCUCCCGCCGCGCGGCAGCCCCCGCCGCCGCUGGGAGCGCGCGGCCCCUUUAAGAGCCCAGCUUUGCCUCCCGGUAGCUGAAGGUCAUUAAACACAAAAGCUCUCCAGCGCUGCGGUCCAAUAUAGCGCAUGCGCCCUGCCCGAGGACUGGCAGGGAGACGGCAAUAUGGCGAGAAUGCCUGGCAGCGGCGGCGACUGGAACACCGGCAGCGGCGGCGGGGAGAACAAUGCGGGGGACCGGCCGCCGGGCCGCGGCGGCACCCACCGCCCCCACCACUACUGCAGCGCGGGGGAGGACGAGGACGGGGAGGACGACGAUGAGAUCCAGGAGGUGCAGAUAACGGGGGACGAGGAGGACGGCGCCGAUGGGGGGUUCCUGCUACUGGACGAGGAGGAGGAGGAGGAGGAAAUGGGGCUGGAGUGGGACGCCGAGGAGGAGCCGCUGGAGCCCGAGCCGGUCCUUAUGAUCAGUAUGGACCGGGGCAGCAGCGGGCUGGACUCCUCUUGCGGCGGCGGCCGCCUUGGAGGCGGCUGUGGCGGCGGCAUCGGGGCAGCAGCAGCUGGGGGUGCCCCAGUCCCCGCUAGCGCCCGGGGCGCGGAGGACUCGGACCCGGAGACCGACCUGCUACUGCAGCGCCCCGAGCGGGCCCGGCUGAGCGAGAACACCCGGCUGGCCACCCGCUACGCGGUGCGCAUCUUCCGGGAGUACCUGAGCGAGAAGUCCCAGAGCCCGGACUUCGAGACCAUGGACAAGGGGGCGCUGUGCCGGGUGCUGCGCUCCUUCUACGCCGAGGCCCGCUCCAAGAGCGGCCAGCUCUACUCCAAGUCCUCGCUCAUCAGCAUCCGCAGCUCCCUCAACCGCUACCUCAACGAGCCGCCCUACUGCCGCACCCUGGACCUGACCAAGGACCCGGAGCUGCGCGCCGCCAACCUGACGCUGGCGGCGGUGAUCCGCAAGCUGGAGGAGCAGGGCGCGGGGCCGGUGGUCCAGAAACAAGCCAUCACGCGGGCGGACCUGCGCAAGCUGUACACCUGCAGCGUGUUCAGCACGCAGAGCCCCUUCGGGCUGCUCAACAAGGUCUGGUUCGAGACCUGCAUGUACUUCUGCACGCGGGGCCGCGAGAACCAGCGCGAGCUGGAGGAGGACUCCUUCGGGCUGGCCAUGGACGAGGACGGCCGCAAGUUCGUCUACUUCAAGUCCCUGGGGCCCUACCACAAGUCGCGCUCCUCCUCCUGGAGCAAGAAGCGGGCGGAGAGCAGCGACGAGGAGAACCUGCCCCGCAUGUACGAGACGGGCACCGAGUUCUGCCCCUACUCCAGCUUCGUCAAGUACCUGGCCAAGCGCAACCCGCUCUGCAAGGCCUUCUUCCAGCGGCCGCGGGACCACUGCAGCGAGGGCGAUGUCACCUGGUACGAGAACAAGGCCAUCGGCAAGAACCUGCUGGGCACCCGCAUGCAGAUGCUCUCCAAGGCGGCCAAGCUCUCCAAGACCUACACCAACCACUGCAUCGGCGCCGUCUCCAUCGCCACCCUCAACAGCAUCGCCGGCAUCGGCACCAAGCUGGGCGGGCACCACCCGCACCCCGCCGGGGCGGCAGGGGGCUGCUACACCGCCGCCCAGGCCAUCCUCAACGGCGGGCACCGGCACCGGCCCCCGCCCGCCCCAGCCAACACCUACAUCCUCCCCAAAGACAGCGACGUCCCCCACGUGAAGGCGGAAGCGGCCGCUGUGACCCCGGCCAAGCGCUCCCUCUACGAGGCGGUGUACACUGGGGCGGCCGCAGCCGGGGGGGAUGCCUGCGGCCCCUCCUCGUCCCCCAAAAGACUCUGCCUCCGCCCCGCCGAGCCGCUGGACGCUGCUGCCGCCGCUGCCUCCGUGGUGGUGGUGUCAGUGAAACACGACCCCCUGCCUCUCCUCCUCCCCGAAGCCAAUGGGCACAGAAGCACCAACUCACCCACAGUAGUUUCACCUGCUAUUGUUUCCCCCACACAGGACAGUCGGCCAAAUAUGUCAAGACCUCUGAUCACUAGAUCCCCUGCAUCUCCGUUGAACAAUCAAGGCAUCCCCACUCCAGCACAGCUCACAAAAUCCAACGCGCCAGUUCAUAUUGAUGUGGGUGGGCACAUGUACACCAGCAGCUUGGCCACGCUUACUAAAUACCCUGACUCCAGAAUUGGAAGGCUUUUUGAUGGCACGGAGCCUAUUGUUUUGGACAGUCUCAAGCAGCACUAUUUCAUUGACAGAGAUGGGCAAAUGUUCAGAUAUAUCUUGAAUUUUCUACGAACAUCAAAACUCCUAAUUCCUGAUGAUUUCAAGGACUACAGUUUGCUAUAUGAAGAGGCAAAGUAUUUUCAGCUCCAGCCCAUGCUAGGUGAAAUGGAAAGAUGGAAACAAGAUCGGGAGACUGGCCGUUUUUCAAGGUCCUGUGAGUGCUUGGUGGUGCGUGUUGCCCCCGAUCUUGGAGAGAGGAUUACGCUGAGUGGCGAUAAAUCUUUGAUAGAAGAAGUUUUUCCAGAAAUUGGCGACGUGAUGUGUAAUUCCGUCAAUGCUGGCUGGAAUCACGACUCCACCCAUGUCAUCAGGUUUCCAUUGAAUGGAUACUGUCACCUCAACUCAGUUCAGGUACUUGAGAGGUUGCAGCAAAGAGGCUUUGAGAUUGUUGGCUCAUGUGGAGGAGGGGUGGACUCUUCCCAAUUCAGUGAAUACGUACUGAGGCGAGAACUCAGAAGGACAUCUCGUGCACCCUCCGUCAUUCGAAUAAAGCAAGAGCCUCUGGACUAAAUGGACAUGUUUCUUUAUGCAAAAAAGGGACGUUACAUGUGCAGUUUGGACACCAGACAAGUCCUGGAACUAAAAUUGAAUAAAGACGCCUUUGUAUGAAAUAUAGAGACCACACCUGAAUUAAUAUGGGAGCAUUUUGAAUCGUAAUAAUAAUAACCUCAAGGUGUAAUUAUAUGUCAAAAGAUAGGAAAUGCAAACAAAGGAUGGGGGGGGGGGGAAAUGGGAAGGUAGGGUUGGUGCUGUGAUAGCCAUUAAGUGUCCUAGGCCUUCUUUAGGCCCACUUAACGGUAAACAAGCCAUUAUCAUCAGAGGGGAGACAGAGUUCUCCUAUACAUUUUCCAUUACCAGAGUCCAUCCACUUUCCCAUGUGUAUGUCUUGAUUCAAGUUUAUUUGCAUAUGGAGGUUUAUGUCGGUGUCUUUUUAGAGGUAACCAGGCAGGAGGACUUCAGGAAACAUCCAUCCAUUGCAGUGAAAGAUAGUUGACUGAGAUUUUAAACAUAGUCUGUACAGAUGUCAAACACUUUUGUCUGCCCUCACAGAUGUGAAAAGUUACUUUUUUUGUUUUAAAUGAGUUGAGUUUUUUGUUUUUGCAAUGGGACCAGAAUUAAUACGUGGUAGAGUUGCUCUAGUUUGAAUCAGCUGCUUUCCUACAAUUUUUUAAAUUGUAUAAUGAUAGGAUACAAUAAACUCUGUUUAAAAUAAUGAGGGUGUGGAUUAAACCAACAAAAGCAAAAGAAAUUUAAUUAAAAUAAUCAGUCAGUAGCUCACUCUGUUAUGCUUCCCCUAGUCCUAUUCGGGUUGCAGAAUAGCAAGUUAUCUUGCAUACAGAGAGCAAACUGCAAUUCCCAUGCUGGGUAGAGUGAGUUACAGGAAAUAGAUGCUCUCAUUGGCCUAUAUUAGAAAACCUGUCUGGUGCACCCUAUAUUGCUGGUUUACAUUCAACACUAGUUUUUUAAGCUUUGUCUGAGUUUGAAAAGAGGCUAUUGUGGUGAUGGGACCAUUUUCAAUACUGGUAAAACUUAAAAUAAUAAUAGAAGUUUGGCCCAGAGAAAUCAGUCAUGAAAAUAAUGCCAGGUAAAUGUUCUGAAACCUAUAACUAAUAAUAGUCACAUCAUUCCUUUUUAAACAUGGAGUUGGCAGCUGUAACUCUGAAUUACCUUGAUGACUGUAAGUCAGAAUGUUUGUUUUUAAUGUUGUUAAUUUCCCUCGUUUAGGGCUAAUAAGCUUCUGCCUGGAAGUGAGACCCUUUGGCUACACCAUUGACCUUAUUAUUCUUAUUACUAGGCAGUAACUUUGUACACAGUUAUCCUGCAAGUUAUUCUUAUUGUGCAACAUCUCAUUGAAAUCAAUUGUGCACGUGCCCAGUUGAUGUCAGUUAGACUUUGCAAAGUAAACAUAAUGCGUAAAUGACACUACUGCACAAUCUGUUCAUGGGUUGAUGAUUUUAUCACAUAAGAGGCACCAGCAACCACAUUAUCUUUCAUCCAAAAUAUUUCUUUAUGCAAUAUUACACUAUAUGACUGUGUAUUACUAUGGAAAUCCUAUUGAAUCAAUGGUGCAGGCAUUCCAUUCAUUUCAGUGAGAACUUGCUAUUUAUUUAAAAAAACAUUGUGAAAAGUAAAUACUCCAUGUAACAAGGUUUUUAAUAUAGUUCUGAUAACUGAAAAAAGUAAA